Cryptomeria japonica (Japanese cedar) is the source of this 2149-nucleotide messenger RNA. Its product is annotated as transcriptional regulator STERILE APETALA. The coding region runs from base 483 to 1865 and encodes 460 amino acids. Gene Ontology annotation, cellular component: preribosome, large subunit precursor. Gene Ontology annotation, molecular function: protein binding. The transcript has 2 exons. Lineage: Eukaryota; Viridiplantae; Streptophyta; Pinopsida; Cupressales; Cupressaceae. The record is from RefSeq and is a predicted model, not a curated record.
UCGUAAUUUUUUUUUACCUUAUUCCAGUUAAGGGAAAAAAACGGGAGGGGUGCGAAGGGUGCACUCGAUUGUUUUUCCUUUUUAACGCAUCGUAGGUAAUGGGAAAGGCCAAAACGGAAGCUGUAAUGGGAAACUAAAUAGACGUAACAGCUUCGUCUAGGGAAAAUUAAUUAAAUAGUAUUCCAGCAGGUUUAAUUAAUUAAAUAGUAUUUCAGCAGGUUUAGGCAUCCCCGGGGGAAUACCGGGUUAAAAUUAACGGCCCCCAAAAAUGAAAUACUGCUUUUCAAGAAUUUGGGGAAGCGAGUUUGCCUCGAGCGGCGGCCACAUUACGGUCCGGCCGCGCCGUCGCCGCUCAGUUACAACGUUAUUUUUUAACCCCACGUCAUUCAUGGCUUUGCUAUUUACUUCACCAACGUUAUUUGGUAUCAUCCUCUGCAAUUUUCUUUCCUGUUCUGUACGGAGGAGGGGGAGGAGAAAGUGUUAUGUCUUCUUCUUCUUCCAGGAGGAGCUUAAGGCCGAGGUCACAUGCAGCAGAGCUGCAGGGCGAGGCUGGCAAUGGAGGGGGCGUCUGGCCCGAGCCGUUUGUGGAGGCAUUGGCGCGGAAAGUGGCGUUGGCGGCUGCCGAUGGCGGCGGAUCUUUGGCUGCUGCACCUGCCGUUGUUACUGUGUUUCAGGUGUGCUCCACCUGGCGGACUGUUUCCGAAUCGGAAAUUUUGUGGGAAGCCCUCACACGAUAUGUAUGGGACAAAACCGAAACAACACGUAGAACACAAUCCUGGCGUGACGAAUAUAUUCGCCUUCACUUAACGGCCUCCAAUUUCCAUCGCAAUAAGGCCAAAUACACUUCGAUUGAAUACGAAGUGUCGAGCGAUUCAAGCGGCAAUGGCGUCGGAGCGGCGUGUCGGUGCCUUGCGCUGUCGCCGGGAUAUUUAGCCGUCGGGUUCUUUGACGGCGCUGUCCGUGUGUUCAGCCUGACGAGUAAGGAAUGUGUAAGUUCAAUGAAACCUGAACACGAGAACCGCCUGGGGCCAUUGUCCAGGGCCAUUGCGGGAAUUGUUAUAUACGAGCGCACAGUCGUUUUUGCGUCCUUCGACGGAAGUGUUUUUGUUGGAGGUAUUUUGAGUGGGAAUGUGCGGUGCGCGCAUCUGGGCAAUGUUGUGAAUGACGGGACGCUGGUGGAUUUCACCGGCUGUGAGAGGUUUUGGGUGGGCUUGUAUGCCGGUAUUCCAGGUCACGCAUGCCAUAUUUGGGACGCCGUGACGGAGCAAUUGGUAUUUAAUGCAGGAGAUAUAACGGACUCGGAAGCCCUAAGAGGUUGGCAUUUGUUGACGGAGCAGGCGGAACGCAUUGGUCGCGUGAGGGUCAAUAAUGAUGGGAUUCUUCUAACAGCAACGCGAGGGAAGCUGGCGGGAUUCGAACUCCAGACCUACGGGUUGCCGCCUUUCGUCAGAGAGGAAGUUGCUUUGGAUGAACAAGAGCUUAUAGUCGAAAGCGUCGAUGUAAACAAGGACCGGUUUUUGACGGCGUCAGUUAACGGUGCUGCUAGAGUACGUCGAAUUACAGACUUCGAAGACGUUUGCGGCUUCUCCUUUGAUGAAGUGGCAGAUAAUAACUCGACCAGCACCGCCAGUAGCAGCAGUAAUAAUAAUAAUCAUAACAACAGGAAAGUUCUCGGUGCUUUGAACACGUGGCAAGCGUUUCUUUGUGUUGAUGGAGCGGUGCACGCGUGGGACGCUCACAGCGGCGUGCUUCUGCACCGCCUGGAUGAGCAAAUGGGCGAGGUAUUUGAUCUGGUGGCAGACGACGAACACGUAGCGGGCUGCGCAGUUGACACGGGAAUCCAUUUAUGGAGUUUCAGACCUUAACAUGCGCGCCUGUUGACUAGUCUUGUUUUACAAUUUUGCUGCGAAGGACAGGCGACAACACUCUUCUGAAUUCAAAGAAUUUCUAGAAAACUCCUGCGUCACUGCAGGAAUGUUCCUCCAUAACUUAAACCACAACUAUUUGUACUGAGACGCAUUCGAAGCAAAACUAUUUUGGCUACACGUGGGAACAUUUAGUCUUUAAUGAUUUAAAGGCUUACCCUUUUUAAGAACAUAUUAUUAAAAUUCAGAGAUUUAACUAUUAAGCACCGGUCGGUCUUUAUUAA